UGUUUUAUUUCGGCAGGGAGUCAACAUAUACGGAAGUCCCCGCAUAAGUAUACGUUGUAAUUUGAUCGUGCUACCAUUCACGACAAUUUGUAUUGCGCAAAAAGAAUGGCUCCGCUGUGGCGAGAGAGAUCGGCGGCGAGAUUAAUUUCGGCGGCGAUUUGGUGCUUGAUUGCCGGCGGGAUCGUCGCGCAACACCCGCCAAGUCUCAACCCACCUGACCAUAUAGUACGAACUGUAGGCAAUGUUAGAGCACCUUAUGGCCGCUCAAAGUUCAUCAGCCCCGAUACAGACCUUAACAUACACGUUGAGGAAGGCGACCACUGUUACAUAUCGGUUCUUCCCGAAGCCUCAAGUCAACGACCCGGUUUCAUUUCACCCGAGAGGUUUCCAUGCAACUUCGGUCCCGAAGACGUCAAGUAUUCUCAUCUUGGAUCACGGAGUCCAAGUGAAGACCACAUUCGCCUCCAAAUCCGCUACGACACCGUGUCUGAUACGUAUGUGAUUCCCAUCAAGCUGAAGGUGGAGGUUCUCUUCAUUCAAAGGGUCGUCAUCACCAACUUAUAUUUCCUCACCGUCCCUGAGCUCCUGGGGACAUCGGAAGAAAUUGAUGGGGACGUCGUCGGUUUUACUUAUGAUGAAGCAACCGAGCGAUGCCAGGUCGCCACUCUACCCGGCACCACCGGCCUCCCGCGGUAUGGACGCUUGCUUAACGAUCCUUCCAACGGCCGAAUGAUACCUUGUGAUGAGUUCCUAACAUCAGGGGUGCGAUACCAACAUACAGCGACGACAAACUCACCAAAUAAAGACCACAUACCUAUGGUAGUAGAACUUCUAGACGAGGAGGGCAAUCUUCUCAGUCAAGAAUAUUUUCAGAUGGCCGUGAAAAUUGUUCCUGGGUUGGAGAACACCCCACCAAAAUUAGACUUCGCAUCUUCUAUUAUGAUGGAAGUAAACCAGUUCGUGAUGACGGCGUUCACCAACGAGAUGUUGAGAGCCACAGAUGUUGAAUCGAACCCCAAAGAUCUGAUCUUCAACAUCACUUCUCCUCUCCGCUUCCAGCAGGGGGAGAUAGUGAGCACGGAGGAUCGGAACCAACCAAUCACAUCUUUCUUCCAACGUGACGUAGACGAAUAUCUCAUCGCAUACAAACCUCCCAACGUCGAUUCCGACGUCCAACGAAUGUUUGAGAUCGAGAUGCAAGUCGUGGAUCCGGAUGGUGCCGUCUCUGAUCCUUUUAGUUUCAUCAUCAUGGUCAACCCAAUGAACACAUUAGCCCCAGUAGUGACUCGGAACACGGGACAACUGCUUUAUCAGGGUCAAUCGAGAGCUUUAUCAAGUUCGCAAAAUCUAGAAAUAUCGGACGAGGAUAAUUUACAAGAUGUACGAGUAUCUGUGCUACGUGGGACUCGCCAUGGUACCUUGUCCAUCGGUAAUCGUCCUUAUUUCACGCCCGCAGAUCUCAACGCUGGUAUUGUGUCGUACCAACACGAUGGAACAAAUACAUACAGCGAUAACAUAAUCUUCCGAAUGACGGACGGAUCGAACGAAGUUGAGUUUCUGUUCCCGAUCACCAUAGCUACACUGGACAACACACCGCCGACGCUAGACACCAACACUGGGCUCACAGUUAACAAAGGGGAGACGGUGAUGGUUACGAGUUGGGUUAUUAACGCUGCAGAUGUCGACUCCGAUUCAUCGAAAACCAAAUAUAUUUUGGAACGACCAUUUUCCAGGGAAGGAGAGUUUUUAUUGGUUGUCGACCAACCGCCUGCAGAACUUGAAGCUUGGUCGCUUAGAUCGGAUGCGAGGUGGGAGAAACCGGUGACGCAAUGGUUCCAGAGCAAUAUCACGAACAUGGAGUUAUACUACCGACACAUCGGCCCGCAUUCGACCACCGUCGUCAUGGAUACGCAUCACUUCCGCAUCCAAGAUUCAAACGAACCCCCCAACCAAUCACAACUCUUACAAUUCAUCGUGAAGAUUCUUCCAGUUGACGACAUUCCCCCCAACUUAUAUGCAGGAACCCCAUUACAGAUGAGCGUCCUUGAAUUCGAACUUACCCCUUUCAAUCGUAAACUGCUCCGCUACACCGACCAAGACACUGACGAUAAAGAUCUUGUGUACAGAAUAACCCAAGAACCGAUCGAACUAAGCCCGAUCACCCCGCUUGAAGAUACCGGUAAGAUCGUGCUGACGGAACACCCGGACACGGCAGUUACAACUUUCACACAAGCACAAGUAAACCAUCACAAAGUCGCGUACAAACCACCCAACACCGAGUUGGGAAUAAUCGCACGAGCGAUGCAGUUUCGAUUCGAUGUAUCUGAUGAUGCUGGCAACGUCUUACCUGACCAGAUGUUCACCAUAUUUCUGCGGCCAGUUGAUAACAAACCACCCCGCAUUGUAAACACUGGCUUUUCUGUGAAAGAGAGAGGAACCACAGUCGUUACCCCUGAAAUAUUGGACGCAACCGAUGAAGACACAGAUGAAUCCGUCAUCUCAUUCGUGAUGACGUCUCUCCCUCAACACGGAGCUUUGCAAUACGAAUCUACAGCUAUGAAUCUGGGUGGGGCAUUCACGAAAUCUGACAUCACGAAUUUUCACAUAAUCUUCCAACACGACGGUAGUGAAUCACGACAUGAUCAAUUUUCCCUGGAAGUAUCGGAUGGAAUGCACACGAUACCGAUAGUUGUGCGGGUUGAAGUUGAACCGGUGGAUGACGAACAACCACUGCUCGCCAAACGACCCGGGACUGUCGGGUUCGCCAUUGAAGUUCAAGAACGUGGUUUCGUCACAAUCACCAGCGAUGUUUUGUCCGCUACCGAUUCCGACACCAACGACCUGAUGUUGACGUACCUCGUCACUGCAGCCGCCGCUAAGGGGGCCAUACUUGUUAGUGGGGAGCCGGCCACGAGUUUCACACAAGAGAAUAUAAGGAAUGGGGAAGUCUCGUUCGAACAUGCGGGGGGAGAGAUUGGGAUUGAGGCGGAUAACGAUUCGUUUCAGCUCACGUUGUCUGAUAUGUCGGAUGAAUGGAAUGUUGGGGGGAAUAGAGUGGAUAACGUUGAAGUUGCGGUCACUAUACUACCUGUAGAUAGUGAAGCUCCAGUUGUUCAUGUGGGGGAAGAUUUUGUUGUUGAGGAAGGUGGGAAGGGGAUGAUAGAACCGAUCCAUCUGGAUGCGAGUGACGUUGAUACCAUUAAUGAUGAAAUUUUAUGCGUCAUCACCACACAAGCGAGUGAAGGGUUUGUUGAGAAUAUAAGUCCAGCUCCUGGUUCGGAGAAAUCAAGAGCAGGAACUCCCAUUAGCUCGUUCACCAUCGGGGAUAUAAAGGCAGGGAAUAUUUACUUCGUACAAAGUGUUCAUGACGGAACCGAACCGCUGGAGGAUCGGUUUUCCUUCAUGUGCCAAGAUGGAGCGCCGAAUCUAUCUGGAUCCACCUUCUUCAAUAUCGCGAUUAAUCCAGUGAACGACGAGACACCUCGUCUCCACCAUACCGAGUUCGUUGUUGAGGAAGGAGGAGAUCUUGUUGUUGAUCUUCCCCGGCUUAAUGCUGAGGAUGAUGACGUACCUGAGAACCAACUGGUCUUCACGAUCACUCAACCUCCCCAGAACGGGAAGUUUAUGAGGACGAAUGUCGGUGAUGAACCGGUUGAAAUUAGCAGUUUUAGUCUCGCGGAUGUUGCAACUGGCACGGACAUAAUAUACCAGCAUGACGACACGGAAACCACGGACGACAAAUUUGAAAUAUCGGUGUCCGACGGCGAGCAUGAGGUGUCUGAGAUUAUUUCAAUCUUGAUUAUUCCCGUUGACGAUGAAACGCCAAGAAUGACAAUAAAUAACGGAGUAGACGUUGAGCUAGAUUCCACCGUCAUUGUAACAAACAAUGUCCUGAUGGCAACUGACUUGGACUCUGAUGACGCAUCACUUACCUACGUCAUCACGUUCCCCCCACAACACGGGGCGCUUAACUUAACGUUGGAUGGUGACGUCACACCGCUAAUAAUGGGCAGCAACUUUACGCAAGAUGACAUCGACAACGACCGGAUAUCAUAUACACACACAGGUGAGAGACAUUCAAUGUAUUUUACUCCCACAUACAACGUAAGAAUUCCUAUUCUAUAUGGGUGAGGUGAGACACCCCAUGGAACCUGGGAUUUAGACCAGAGUUUGGUAUUGCUAAUAUUUAGCAUACAAGAAGUAAAGAUAAUUUCCAAUCGCAAUAUUUAGUGAAUAAACCUUAAGUAUUCAGGUUCCCCAUCGUAUCCCAUAAUUAUACGCAAUGCUAUAAGUCCAUGAAGUAUCUAGUUCUUGCGUGUCACUGAUUAUUCAGCUUUAUCAUUUGAUCGCCCGUUUUAGCACAAAGUAAAACUAAUAUUUGUUUUCUGCGUGACACCGACGUCGCGCGCCAUCAAAUACAUUAAGUUCAAAUAGGGACGAAUGUUAUGAUAGAUAUUUGGGUGGUGAGCCUCGUUCAUGGAUUGUGAUCAUUACGUAACAUAGUAACGAAGAUCUGGAUAUCGUUGUAUUGUAGCAACGAUGGGAAACCCCUUCGUAUUUAUAAGAUACCAAAUCCUGCGUUGUAACAUACGGUUAUGGGUCCCAAGCUAAAUUGCCAACCAUACAAAAUACACCCAGUGCACAAAGUUACAUACGUGGCAACUUGUAAGCGAGCACGAGGUGUAUGCAACAGAACA
This is a messenger RNA of Ciona intestinalis (vase tunicate), 4697 nucleotides long. NCBI's taxonomy places the organism in Eukaryota, Metazoa, Chordata, Ascidiacea, Phlebobranchia, Cionidae. The record is from RefSeq and is a predicted model, not a curated record.